This is a messenger RNA of Panicum virgatum (switchgrass), 2054 nucleotides long. RefSeq names its product abscisic acid 8'-hydroxylase 3-like. NCBI's taxonomy places the organism in Eukaryota, Viridiplantae, Streptophyta, Magnoliopsida, Poales, Poaceae. Gene Ontology annotation, molecular function: heme binding; oxidoreductase activity, acting on paired donors, with incorporation or reduction of molecular oxygen; iron ion binding. Bases 379 to 1848 code for a protein of 489 amino acids. Gene Ontology annotation, biological process: multicellular organism development; brassinosteroid biosynthetic process; brassinosteroid homeostasis. The transcript has 7 exons. The record is from RefSeq and is a predicted model, not a curated record.
CUAGUGACAAAAACCAACACCAGGUCCUUAUCAAGGCCUUACUCUACCUGCACACAAAGCUUAGGUCACUGCAAAUGGCGCUGCUCUGUACCUUUCAUCAACUAGCUAGAACAAGAAGUAAAAUACUGUUUUUAUUUAGUGAUCGGCAGCAAUGACGUACGUAGCCUUUUGAUCCCAAGGACGGUAUAGCGCGGUACGUGUUUCCAUCCUAGCAAACACGACAAUUAGAUGGAGAAAACAAAGGGGAAAAAACACCAAACAGAUUGAAAGAAGCUUCAACAAUGUAAGGAUGACAAAACAAGAUAGCAAAGAUACCGAAGAAACUCCAAACGGUUCCCUCGCAUGUAACGAUGAUGAGAGAAGAGAACAAAGAUACUGAUGCCCCCGAGGGAUCAUAGAUUUGGACACAAAUCUUGUGUAUCCGCCAUGGCCAUCUUCGGAGCUCCUGUGCUUGUAGCCUUCGCAGUGGCGUGUGCAGGCCUCCUCUGGUUGAGAUCACGGAGCUCCUCCAAGGAGAUGAGGGACAUCCCCGGCACGAUGGGCUGGCCCGUCAUCGGCGAGACCGUCUCCUUCAUCUCCGACUUCUCGAGCCCGGCUGGCAUCCUGAGCUUCAUGCGUGAGAGGCAGAAAAGGUUCGGCAAGGUGUUCAAGACGUACGUGCUGGGGAGGAUCACGGUGUUCAUGACGGGGCGCGAGGCGGCCAAGAUCCUGCUGUCCGGGAAGGACGGCGUGGUGAGCCUGAACCUGUUCUACACGGGCAAGCAGGUGCUGGGUCCGACGAGCCUGCUGACCACCAACGGCGAGGAGCACAAGAAGCUGCGGCGGCUCAUCGGCGAGCCGCUCUCCAUCGACGCGCUCAAGAAGCACUUCGACUUCAUCAACGAGCUGGCCGUGCAGACGCUGGACACGUGGCUCGGCAGGAAGGUCCUCGUGCUCGAGGAGGCCUCGUCUUUCACGCUGAAGGUGAUCGCCAACAUGCUGGUGAGCCUGGAGCCGGAGGGGGAGGAGCAGGAGAAGUUCCGCGCCAACUUCAAGGUCAUCUCGUCCUCCUUCGCGUCCCUGCCACUGAAGGUCCCAGGCACAGCCUUCCACCGCGGCCUCAAGGCGAGGAACCGGAUGUACGCGAUGCUGGACCAGGUGAUCUCGAGGAGGAGGGACGGCGGCGAGGUCCGGAGCGACUUCCUGCAGACGCUGCUGCGGAAGCACGCCGGCGACGACGCGGACAAGCUGACGGACGCGCAGCUCAAGGACAACAUCCUGACCCUGCUGGUGGCCGGCCACGACACCACGACGGCGGGGCUGACGUGGCUCGUCAAGUUCCUGGGCGAGAACCCGGAGGUCCUGGAGAAGCUACGGGAGGAGCAUCUGGAGAUCAGGGAGAGGCUCAAGGGCACGUCGUCGUCGCAUCUCGGAUGGUCAGACGUGAACGGCGGCAUGCCUUACACCAACAAGGUGAUGAACGAGACCCUGAGGAGGGCAACCAUCCUGCCGUGGUUCUCCAGGAAAGCCGCUCAGGACUUCAGCAUCGACGGGUACGACAUCAAGAAGGGGACGUCGGUGAACCUGGACGUGGUGUCCAUCCACCACGACCCGGACGUCUUCGCCGACCCGGAGCGCUUCCACCCCGACCGAUUCGACCAAACGCUCAAGCCCUACAGCUUCCUGGGGUUCGGGAGCGGGCCGCGGAUGUGCCCCGGGAUGAACCUGGCGCGCCUCGAGAUCUGCAUCUUCGUCCACCACCUCGUCUGCCGAUACAACUGGAAGCCGCUGGCGGAGGACGACUCGGUGCAGCCCACGCUGGUGCGGAUGCCCAAGAACAAGUACCCCAUCAUCGCGACCGCGCUCUAAGACUGAAGAAGCUUCCACAAACCCAUGAGUUAUAGCUUCAUUUACGCAGAACCAGAUGAUGGAACAGAUGGAUUGUGUAGGUGCUUCUUGUGCUGUAUUGUGGCUAGAUACGGCGGGGCCGGUAUAGAUAGUGCAUCAUUGGAUUCUUGCGGUGUAUUGCGUUGGAAGGAAAUGACUGAAAUAACUAGGCUUGAAAACUUACAGCA